AUGAGACCGUUAAUAGCCUUGCUCACGAACCAAAAGGUGUUGCUCUUGCUCACGGCCUUUGUUGUAUUUUCUGGACUGUUCAGUACGGCAGCCGUUGCGCGGGGGGGUGACCAGGUGUUUGGGUUUGGGGGUUCGCAGCAGCAGCAGCAGCAACAGCCACAAGCACAACAUGAGCAGGCACCAAUAUCACAGGCCAAGCCGGGGCCGAAGCCGAAUCCCAAGUCGAGCCGGCCGGCUGCGGACUCGAUGCCGGAGUACAAGUAUUUCCAGGAGGCUGGGGGGUCGAUGGAGCUUACUCACUACGAUGCCCGUUUCUUUCAGGGCACAGUUCCCUACGAUGAGCACCGUGAAAUCCUGACCCAGCUCAUCCGCUCUUACCUAACGACCUUCCGGCAGCUGGGCCUCGAAACCUGGCUGGCGCACGGCACGCUGCUGGGGUGGUGGUGGAACGGCCGGAUCCUGCCGUGGGAUUUCGACGUUGACGCCCAGGUCAGCGCCGAGACGCUCGAGCUGCUGAUCCGCCGGCCCCAGGACACCUACCACCACCCAACCUACACGCACUACAACCAAACCAUCCACUCCCACACCUCCACCAACCCCCUCACAGGCCACAAACAACACCGUUCCUACCUCCUCGACGUCAACCCCUUUGCCGGCAAGUUAUCCCGCGGCCGCGGCGAGAACGUCAUCGACGCCCGGUGGAUCGACAUGCAAACGGGCAUGUUUGUGGAUAUCACGGCGGUGGUGGAGAGGGAGCCACACCGGAGACCGGGGGUGGUGAGUUGUAAGAAUUUUCAUCGGUAUAAGGCAGAAAGGGAGUUGUUUCCGUUGCGGGAGAGUGAGUUUGAGGGGACGGCGGCGAUGGUGCCGUGGGAUUUUGAGGGGGUUUUGGUCGGGGAGUAUGGGGAGAAGAGUUUGGUUGUUGCUGAGUGGGAAGGACACAAAUGGGAUCCCGCCCUCAAAGAAUGGAUCCGAAAGCCCUCAACCGCAAAACCAGGAACCGCAAAAUGGAACGGCCCAGUAGAUCUCGGACAACUAGGGAAACCACAGGAGGAAGAAGAACCAAAACAACAACAAGACAAGACGGAAACUACAAACUCAAACACAAACAUAGCCGGGAAACAACGGGAUAAAGCCACGGCUUAA
Messenger RNA from Dichotomopilus funicola, 1146 nucleotides. RefSeq lists its product as uncharacterized. The transcript is spliced from 5 exons. Bases 1 to 1146 code for a protein of 381 amino acids. The record is from RefSeq and is a predicted model, not a curated record. Lineage: Eukaryota; Fungi; Ascomycota; Sordariomycetes; Sordariales; Chaetomiaceae.